AUGCACGUUCUAGACCCCCCUCGUUUCUACAGUCAAAAUACAGUUACAGCAGACAGCUGGGAGACGAAAGCUGUCAGCUCAAUUCCUCCACCGGCUUCAGCCCCAGUGCCAGAGCCAAGAGACAAUAAUUUGCCACUCCCGUCUCCAAAAGGACUACUACAGGACAUCCCUCAGACCACAGCCUCGCUUACUACUGUGUCAGCUGGAAAGAAGGACGUGGCCGAUGUUGUUUGCGGGAGAGACCCUUUGAAUCGAUUGCUCGUCGUGGUUGGGCCGUGUUCCAUCCAUGACCCGAAAGAGGCACUCGAGUAUUGUGAUCGGCUUCUGCAAGCCCGAGAGAAACACAAAGACGAGCUCCUGAUUAAACCGCGGACAGUCACUGGCUGGAAAGGCCUCAUCAUGGACCCAGACAUGGACGACAGCUUCAACGUCAACAAAGGUCUUCGACUGGGUCGUCAACUACUUGCCGAGAUCACGUCUCGCGGCAUGCCCGUCGCCAGCGAGAUGCUCAGCCUGAUUUCGACCAGAUACGUCGAUGAUAUGCUAUCGCUAGGUUUUGUUGGUGCCCGAACGACAGAAAGCCAGCUGCAUCGAGAGCUUGCCAGUGCUUCCGAAUUCCCCGUUGGCUUCAAGAACGGAACAGAUGGCUCCCUGAUUACAGCGCUCAAUGCUGUACGGGCAGCCCAGGUGCCGCAUAGGUACCUGUCUAUUUGCGAAAACGGGGCUGCUGCUGUUCUGCAAUCUCGUGGUAACAACGACUGCUUUUUGGUCCUUCGUGGGGGCAGCAAAGGCACCAACUACGACUCUCAGAGUACAUCGGAGGCGGAAGCAGAGUUCGCUGCUCACGGUGCUCUACCCAGAAUCAUGGUUGAUUGCAGCCACGGAAAUGCCCAGAACCAUCACGAGAACCAGCCCAAGGUGGCCGAGGAUCUGGCCAAGCAGAUUGCUGCUGGAAGGACAGGCAUCAUGGGGGUCAUGCUGGAAAGUUACAUCAACGGCGGAAACCGAUCCGGGCUCCGUUAUGGCGUUAGCGUUACGGAUGGCUGUAUCGGCUGGGAGAGCACAACGGUGGUGAAAUCGACGCUUGUCAGCCAAAGAGUUCCUUGUUUAUGCCGAGAUGUCUUGUCCUGA
Microdochium trichocladiopsis is the source of this 1131-nucleotide messenger RNA. RefSeq lists its product as uncharacterized. Gene Ontology annotation, biological process: aromatic amino acid biosynthetic process. Bases 1 to 1131 code for a protein of 376 amino acids. Gene Ontology annotation, molecular function: 3-deoxy-7-phosphoheptulonate synthase activity. NCBI's taxonomy places the organism in Eukaryota, Fungi, Ascomycota, Sordariomycetes, Xylariales, Microdochiaceae. The record is from RefSeq and is a predicted model, not a curated record. The transcript is spliced from 4 exons. Gene Ontology annotation, cellular component: cytoplasm.